Rhipicephalus sanguineus (brown dog tick) is the source of this 3995-nucleotide messenger RNA. Its product is annotated as GPI ethanolamine phosphate transferase 2. Bases 693 to 3362 code for a protein of 889 amino acids. Gene Ontology annotation, biological process: GPI anchor biosynthetic process. Gene Ontology annotation, cellular component: endoplasmic reticulum membrane. The record is from RefSeq and is a predicted model, not a curated record. NCBI's taxonomy places the organism in Eukaryota, Metazoa, Arthropoda, Arachnida, Ixodida, Ixodidae. The transcript has a single exon.
GAUGGUGGAGCGGAGCGCGGAAGCAGUGGAAGCCUAUCAUCGUCACACAUGUUGACAAAAGUAUCGAAGGCCGCACUGUAGCCGCACCCAUGUCGUCACACCGUGUUGGUAUAUGGGGCGUAGCUGGUCCAUAAAGAGUUUGUCUGCAUUUUGUGACUUUACGUCCCAUACCACAAGCGCUACAGAUGUCCAGUGACGGUCAACUUGUGUUCUGUGCUCUUGAAGCUACUUUCGGACUCCGCUGCGGUUGAUGCUCAUCGCCGCAACUGCAGAAGCUCCUCAGACACCUCAGAUGCCAAGGAGACGCCCCAUGCCUCAAUAUCAUUGCGGGAAUGUGAAAAAUCGCGACCUGGGCGUCGAAUCGCCGAUUACUUCAAAGUUUCGGCGCCUGAUGCGAUCGCAUGAGUUCACAUGAACGCAACGGAAUGCUGGUUUCAAUUUUCAAGACCGUACAUCAGCUGAACAUCGAAAGAAAUAGGCCGGUCAAGCCGCCGAUGGUGCACUGGGACGGAAACCAGCGCUGUAGGUACACAGAAGUUGGUCUUCCGUGCACCUGAAGUCGAGUGCGCUCACACAGGUCAGAGACAGCGCAUCAUGAACGGUAGAAUGAAAGCGCCAGGACAGCCGUAUGUUGCCUGAUCCCAUCGCAACAGAAUUAGUUUCUACAUUGCGGACAACAAGAGGAAGUAAACAUGUACACCAAGCAAUGGUGCAUUCUCUGGUUCGUUGCAGUCACCUACAUGAUUGGGCUCACUCUUUUCGGCUGCGGCUUCUUAGGUGUUGUCAAGAAACCGGCGGGACACUCGUCCGCGGAGGAAGUAAAUUACGCUUAUGAGUUAUGUGGAGUGUCUGAAGCCUCCAAGCCGGCGACAGUGGUUGCCCCUAAACCAAAGCUGAAGUUGGUGUUCGUUCUAAUCGACGCACUCCGGUUCGACUUCGUCGCAUCGCGCCCCGACUCCAUGCCCUUCGUCACUUCCUUGCUACGAAGCAACAGAGCGGCACUGUACCGCUGCCAGGGUUACUCGCCAACUGUGACGCUGCCGCGCAUCAAGACGCUGCUGACUGGAACGGUGCCGGGUUUCGGCGACGUUGCGCUCAACCUGAACGCAGCUGCAAUCGGUGAAGACAACUGGGUGUACCAGGCGCGAACCGCAGGUCUUCGCGUCGCCUUUUACGGCGACGACACCUGGCUGAGGAUACUACCGGGUCACUUCAAUCGUCAUGAUGGCACCACGUCUUUCUUCGUCUCGGACUACACCGAGGUCGACCAGAAUGUGUCCCGGCACGUGCCAGACGAGAUGGAGGCUCGCGACUGGGAUAUCCUUAUCCUGCAUUAUUUGGGGCUCGACCACAUCGGCCACUCCCACGGCCCGUCGUCACCGCUCGUCGACCACAAGCUCGCCGAGAUGGACGAUAUUUUGUCUGUGAUAUAUGGGUCGCUAAGCGAGAGAACGGACGAGAACCACCUGAUCUUCGUGACGGGAGACCACGGCAUGACUACAGCUGGAAACCAUGGCGGUAGCUCCGAACUUGAAGUCAUUACUCCACUCAUACUGAUCCCGACUCGUGGAUGGACACUUGGCCGCUGGCAGGCGGCAGCGCCGCAAACAGUGGCUCAGGUUGACGUGGCCCCUACACUCAGCCUUCUCAUGGGUCUUCCUAUACCAAAGGGCAGCUUUGGAAUUGCCGUACCGGCUGUCCUUGCUGCUGCAAACUACACGACUUUGGAGCAGCUGUAUCUCCUACAGUACAAUCUGCAGCAGUUGCUUACUGUGUAUCAAGCAGAGUUUGGAAGCGACGACAAGCUUUUUGCACAGGCUAAGGAAGUCUUAUGCACAUUCCUUGAUGUACCUCACAGCAUCCGGAAUAGCACCGAGAAAGAAGCUGCAGCGAGACAAUCACUACUUCUGAACGUUAUGUCUGACAUUCAGAGUGCCCUUUUAAGUGCCAGUACUGUGGUCGAUAUGACACUUGUGGGAACUGGUGUAUCAGUCUCACUGAAAGGUUCACUAACAUUAUUUAUGUUGAUGUUGUCUAUCGUUCAAGGCUAUAGCCAUCGUAUUCCUCAAAUCCGCCAGACCGCCUUUGUGCUAAGUGCAAUGCUAGCCUUCUUCGAGUACUCCACAUUGUGUGCCUUCUUCCCGUCUAGUCAGAGCUGUAGCAAUGGUACCUGGUCGGGCCUCCUGUCACUGCUCUCUGCCACAGUUACGGCCCUUACAACUUCCUUCUUCUUCUGGCCCUUUUACCGUCUCGAAAUGCCAGAGUUCCCUCACCUCUUCAUUCUUUCGUGCACAGUCCUUCAUGGAAUCAGCUUUGUGUCUUCCAGCUUUAUCGAGGAAGAACACCUUACGUGGUACUUCGUCACAGCGACUGUCGUCUUGAUUCUGUGCUUCUACUACUCUCGUAUCAGUGUGCACAGCCCGCUGCUCACUUUCAGGAAGGGCCUUGGCAUUAUGGCUCUUCUCAGGGUGCUCCGCUCAUGGAACAGUACAGGGGACAAGUGGGCCCAUGUUCCUGACAUAGCCGACUGGCUCGGCGAAAGCAGGAACCGUCACGUGCUGGCGUUUCUCAUUUUUGUGGGUAUCGUGGCAGUCAUCUUGACGUCCGUGCGCCAAGGAAAGCAGUUCUCUUCGUUCCUUCUCUACCUCGCGCUCUUAGACCUGUGCCUAUACAAGAUGAAGCUUAUAUAUUACGGUGACGCCAAAGGCGUUGAAAACUUCUACUGGUACCUGCCCCUCCUGGUGGUCCUUGGCAUCUUCCAGCAGUACCGCUCGGGCAACGUCUGCGACUUUCUGACAGCUGUGAUUCAGUCAUGGAUGCUACUCUGCCUGCUCCUCCAUGUGCCUCAGAAUGUCCCCAUGUUUACACUCGUCAUUGUCCUGGAGAAUGCUGUUAACGAUUUGCUGUGCGAGCUUCCUCUGACUGCAGUCUACCGAGCACUGCUGUACUUCUGGUUUGGCAUGUGCUGUCACUUUCAUCAGGGCAAUUCCAACAAGCUGUCCACCAUCAGUGUUUCAGCCGGUUAUGUCGGAGUGGGUAGUUACAAUCCUUUUCUAGUUGGUCUCCUGAUGGUGUCUCACACCUACAGUAGCCUUAUCUUCUGGUUGCUUAUGUUCUGGAAGCGAUUCACCCAUCCCCAAAAUCAAGACCUUAAGCGGGGCCACAGUAGAACACGGCUAUUGGUGUGUUGCAUGUUCUUGUUGGCAAAGUUUUCUGUCACCGCCUGGUACCUGGCGUUGAUGGUGAUUCAGAGGUAUCAUCUCUUUGUGCUGACUGUGUUCAGCCCAAAGCUCAUAUAUGAAGCAGCACAUGCAGUAGUGGUUUUGCUUAUCACUUUUAUUGCCACUGUGCUGCUUUGUUGAGCUGUCACAGUUACCAUCUGAUGCAUCAAAAGGGUCAGAGUGCCAGCUCUUUAACCACUGUGCUGGCUUCUACUAUUCUAGUCAAUCCUGAAGCAAUAUAGAAUUCAGCGUAUACUAUGCACAUAUAUUUACUUAACUCCCCAGUUACGACUUAUGGUCACAAGGCUCUUGUGGAGUGAUAACGUGAAGAGGUGGUGCUCAUGUAGCCUUAUCAAACCUAUGUGUGUCGACAUAAAUCCAAAUUUUCAUGAAUUCCUUCCUGUCAACUUGUUUGACAGAAACAGAGUUUUCUAAAGACACUAUUAGUUGUUCCAAAUGAUUGUGACUAUUUUUGUUGAAAUUAAGAUCUGUGAGGUAGAAAAUGUGUUGUCUGAGAACCCACUACCAUGAAACAGCAGCACCCAGUGAUUACUCUUAGGCACAGGGAACUGAACUUGAUAUCAGGGUUCUGUAUCAUAAAAUGUUACUACUGUAAUGUAGUUGCACGUAAUGCCUAUGCAAACUGAGAUGUUACACAGAUAGCGAUGACAUGCAUUUUCUCUCGCAAUAUUUUCUUGUUAGUGAUUCUGCCUUGCAUUUGAUAGUUUUAGAAGUCUUUGGAAGGAAAUUAUAUGAAUAAAGGGUUCCUUGAAC